UCCUGCAGCUUCAUGUUUCCUGUCGCAGGUGGUUUAGGCCCCCCUCAAGGGAUGAUUCCCAUGCAACAGCAAGGAUUUCCAAUGGUUCCUGUCAUGCAGUCCAACAUGCCAGGCAUGAUGGGGAUGAAUUACGGUUCUCAGAUGCCUCCUGGACCCAUGACCAUGCAGGGUGGCAUGCCCUUAGGGCCAAUGCCAGCGACUGGGAUGCCUUACAUGGGACAGGCUUCUUUCCUGGGAAUGCGCCCAGCCGCCCCGCAGUACACCCCGGACAUGCAGAAGCAGUUUGCAGAGGAACAACAGAAGAGGUUUGAGCACCAGCAGAAAUUCUUGGAGGAAGAAAGGAAACGACGCCAGUUUGAAGAGCAGAAACAAAAGCUGAGGCUCCUAAGCAGUGUGAAACCUAAGACAGGUGAAAAAAGCAGGGAUGAAGCUUUGGAAGCCAUUAAAGGAAAUUUAGAUGGGUUUUCUAGAGAUGCUAAAAUGCACCCAACACCAGCAGCGCAUCCGAAAAAGCCAGGCUCUUCCUUGGAGGAAAAAGUCUUAGAUAAUGGCUCAAAUGACUCUGAACAAGAGCAAACCACACUUAAAACAUCUGAAGUUGGGCACAAAGCCUCAGCUGCAAGCCAAGUUCAUCCCAGUCUAACCAUCAAUGACUGGGGGGUUGUAGGUGGCCAGGAAAGUGGUACCACCGCUGCAGAGAUGCACAAGGCUUCAGAACAAAACAGAGCAGUUGAAGAGUGUGGAGUUGGAGUGUUCCCGUCCCAGGACCCAAUUCAGCAAAUGAUGCCUCCUUGGAUUUACAACGAUAACUUGGUCCCAGAGUUGUAUAAGAAAAUUUUAGAAACCACUUUGACUCCUGCUGGAAUAGAUACAGCUAAACUCUAUCCCAUCCUGAUGUCGUCUGGAUUGCCCAGAGAGACCCUUGGACAGAUAUGGGCUCUAGCCAACCGUACCACCCCUGGGAAGCUCACCAAAGAAGAGCUCUACGCUGUCCUGGCUAUGAUAGCAGUAACUCAGAGAGGAAUACCUGCAGUGAGUCCUGACGUGUUAAACCAGUUUCCAGCUGCCCCCGUUCCUACUUUAAGUGGAUUUCCAAUGCCGCUGCCGGCCGCAGUGAGCCAGCAGCCUCUGCUGCCCCCUGCGCCGCCUGUCUCCAUGCCUCUGAGCAUCGGGCCGGCCGUGAUGGGGAUGAGCAUCACGGCUCCGGCGGGCGGAGCUGCAGCACAGCCUUCCGGAGGCUUCCUCCCGUCCUACCCGCCCAGUCAGGUAGUAAAACCAGAAGAUGAUGACUUCCAGGAGUUCCAAGAUGCUUCAAAGUCUGGCUCACUAGAUGACUCCUUCGCUGAUUUCCAGGGAGAUGUGGCUGGCUCCUCCAAAGCAGCCAGCUCCCAGCACCGGAGCAGUGUUCCUUCUUUACUAAUGCCACUCCCAGGUAAUAAGACACUCUCAUCAACUGAUAAGUAUGCUGUGUUUAAAGGAAUUGCAGCUGAGAAGCCUUCUGAAAGUACCACUGCUUUUGGAGAUGGUGGAGACAAGUACAGUGCUUUCCGUGAAUUAGAACAACCAGCAGAGAGCAAAUACUUGGGAGAUAACCUUGCAGAGUUCAAGCCUGCAGGAUCCGAUGAUGGUUUCACCGAUUUUAAAACCGCUAACAGUAUCUCACCAUUAGAGCCACCUACAAAAGACAAAACGUUCCCCACAUCCUUCCCUUCUCUGCCCGUUCAGUCCAAACAGCAAACACAAGCAAAGACCUCUUUGAAUCUAGCAGACUUGGAUCUCUUUUCCUCUACUGGAGAAAACAAGCAGCCAUCCUUUCCACCCGCAUUUAACACGUCAAAAUCGGGCUCCUUUCCUCCACCACCCCUUCCAGCUACCACUGCCCAACCAGCACCCAGCAAAAGUUCAAGCUUAGCUGAUGACUUUGGAGAGUUCAACCUUUUUGGGGAAUUUUCUAACUGCUCAUCAGCCAGUGGACAAGAUGACUUUGCAGAUUUUAUGGCUUUCAACAAUAGCAGUGGCUUUUCCGAACAGAAACCAGAUGACAAAUACAAUGCACUUAAGCUGGAGCCUGGUCCUGUUCCUCAGCCUGGCUCCUCUGCCAGCACGGUGAAGAGUGGGCAGAGUUCUGCCCCCACUGCUACACCCACCAAAUACGAUAUCUUCAAACAGCUUUCUCUGGAGGGCUCUGGAGGAGGCUUUGAGGAGGCGAAGGACAACGCGCUUUCUUCGGCGAAGAGCGAUGAUGAUUUUGCUGACUUUCACUCUAACAAGUUUUCUUCCACGUGCAACAGCGCAGAGAAGUCCCUGGUGGACAAAGUUGCAGCUUUCAAGCAGGCCAAAGAAGACUCUGCUUCAGUGAAGUCUCUGGAUCUUCCUUCCAUCGGAGGCAGCAGUGUUGGCAAGGAGGAUUCUGAAGACGCGUUGUCUGUUCAGUUUGACAUGAAACUGGCUGAUGUGGGAGGAGAUCUUAAGCAUGUCAUGUCUGAUAGCUCUUUGGAUUUGCCAACAGUUAGUGGCCAGCAUCCACCAGCAGCAGAUAUAGAUGACUUAAAAUGUGCCCCAUUUGGAAGCUAUAACAGUGGGUCUGCAGUCAGCAGCCUGGCAAGCUAUGACUGGUCCGACAAAGAAGACAUUCAGCAGGGCAAGAAGCUCUCCUCCUUAGUCCAGUCUUCAGGAAGUGGAUCCUCUGCGGCUACUUCUGUCCUUCAGAAGAAGGAGACCUUGUUUGGCAGUUCAGAAAACAUUACCAUGACAACAGUUUCCAAAGUGACAACCUUUUCUAGCGAGGAUGCUUUACAGGAUGUUUCCUUUGCAGCCUUUGCAAGCUUUAAAGACCCCAUUUCCAGUGCUCUGGGUGAGGAUGACAUCGGAGACUUUGGUGAUUUUGCAAGACCUCCACUGGAAGCACAGGAUGCGGCAGCUGACACAAACCAAGAGGCAGAUUUCCCUGGUGGUGGGGUCUCCUUGGAGCUGCGAAGAGAGUCCACAGAUGACUUUGGAGAGUUCCAAAGCGAGAAGCCAAAAAUCAGCAAGUUUGACUUCUUGGUGGCCACUUCCCAAGGCAAGGUGAAAUCUAGCGAGGAGAUGAUCAAGAGUGAACUGGCUACUUUUGACCUGUCUGUUCAAGGGUCUCAUAAAAGGAGCUUAAGCCUCGGAGACAGAGAGAUAAGUCGCUCUUCACCUUUACCAGUCUUGGAGCAGCCAUUCCGAGAUCGUUCAAAUACUCUAAGUGAGAAGCCUGCUUUGCCUGUCAUCAGAGACAAAUACAAAGACUUGACUGGGGAAGUUGAGGAAAGUGAGAGGUAUGCGUAUGAAUGGCAAAGAUGCUUGGAGAGUGCCCUGCAGGUCAUAAAGAAAGCAAAUGAUACCUUAAAUGGAAUCAGUAGUUCAUCUGUUUGCACUGAAGUCAUCCAGUCUGCCCAAGGCAUGGAAUAUUUACUAGGAGUUGUUGAAGUCUACAGAGUCACAAAGAGAGUUGAAUUGGGUAUCAAAGCAACUGCUGUUUGUAGUGAGAAACUCCAGCAGCUCCUGAAGGAUAUUGAUAAAGUGUGGAACAACCUGAUAAGCUUCAUGUCACUUGCUGCUUUAACGCCAGAUGAGAACUCACUGGAUUUCUCUUCUUGUAUGCUGCGUCCAGGGAUUAAAAAUGCCCAAGAUCUUGCCUGUGGAGUGUGCCUCCUAAAUGUGGAUUCAAGAAGUAAGAAAGAAGAGAAACCUGUGGAAGAGCUCCCUAGAAAAGCCUUCAAUUCGGAGACAGAUAACUUCAAGCUGGCGUAUGGAGGGCACCAGUACCAUGCAAGCUGUGCAAACUUCUGGAUCAACUGUGUGGAGCCAAAACCUCCAGGUCUUAUUUUGCCAGACCUGCUCUGA
Nestor notabilis (Kea) is the source of this 3870-nucleotide messenger RNA. It is a transcript of the gene SYNRG, whose product is annotated as synergin, gamma. Gene Ontology annotation, molecular function: protein binding. Bases 13 to 3870 code for a protein of 1285 amino acids. The record is from RefSeq and is a predicted model, not a curated record. The transcript has 21 exons. Lineage: Eukaryota; Metazoa; Chordata; Aves; Psittaciformes; Psittacidae. Gene Ontology annotation, cellular component: clathrin coat of trans-Golgi network vesicle.